CUAAUUAUCCCCUUUUCGGUAUUUCCCCACUUUCAAACCGCUCCGCUGCGCUUGGUUAUAUCUAGUGAAUACUUCACAUCACAGUUCAGUGUUCCAUGGCCUGUAUCGGUGUCUUCAUCGGACAGUGUGGUGUAACCAUCGGUCUACAAAUCCUAGCAAGUAACCCUCCAUCUCUCAACUGCUACGAUGGAACAAAGCACGCCAUCUUCAUAGACACUGAGAUUAAAGUCAUCAGAAGAGUUCCAAAACAACUGCUACGUUCAAACAACACUUUCUCUGACUUUCCUGGAUGUGGGGGGUGUUUUGCAAAGGGUUUAGCCUCAGCAGAAAGCUUUAUAGAUAAGAUCAUGGAGAAUAUAAGAGUUGAGAUCGAAAGGACAGAUUGCUGUAUGGGUUUCAUGUUGGUUCACAGUCUAUGUGGUGGAACUGGUAGUGGGUACGGAAGUAGGAUUACUCAGGAGCUAAAGAGUUUGUAUCCAGAAAUGUUUCUUGUAAAUGUGGCUGUGCUGCCGUUUAGGACUGGAGAGAAUCCCAUUCAGAGUUACAAUGUAGUACUUGCAGUUGAUAAACUGCAGGAGUAUUCUGAUAUGAUAGUUUUAGUUGAGAACUCGGUGGUCGGACAGGAACUAGCUGGGAAGCAGAAAGUUUCAAUGACACAAGUGAACGAUAAGAUAGUAUCAGAUCUUCAGAUAAUUCUCCGAAACUGCAAGCAAGUUCCCAAGAGAUAUGCCAUGUGGGAGGUGAUGAAGAUAGUUUGUUCGGUAGCCACCGUCAAGUUCUGCUCUCUAGGCAGUCACCACGGUAGAGACAUGACUGAAAAUAUCGAGCGUUCUGUCAGAUCAAUAAAGCAGAGAACUGGGUACGGAAAGUUUAAAUCUUUAUCAGGAGUGGUGUUGAGUGCAGAUACUAAACUUCAGCUGUUGGAUCAGAGACUUGAGAGUAAAAUCUCUAAAUCUUUCAAUUUUGUGGAUUGGAAUCCAUUUCCUGUUGAGUUUUGGUGCUGCCAGAAUAAACAACAAGGUAUUAAUUUUGCGAUCAAUAACGAGCGGAUAGAGGAGUCAUUAAUGCAUGAAACUGAUUCUGCACUGUUGAAAUUUCAUGCUGGUGCUUAUUUGCAUUGGUAUUCUCAAUAUAAUGUAGGGAAAGACGAAUUUGCCAGUGCAUUUGAGACUGUAAAUAAAAUCUUUGAAGAUUACAAGUAUUCGUGCAGAUAGCUAUAAUCAGUUAGGUUAUAUUUUUUAAUUUUGUUUAUUUGACAUUGACUUUAGUACUGAGAAAGCCCUUUAAGAAUACUGUCACGUUCUGCACAUUACUGUUUGUUUAAAAUCUUUGUUUACCUGAGGCGAACUUGAUCGAUAAAUUAUGCAUAUAAAUAUAUUAGAGAUAUGUUUCCUUUCAUGCUUUAUCUUCAUUGAAUCCUACAAUCGUUUAAAAAACUGUCGUGGUAUUAGGUGCACAAUAAAUUCAUCCAAACAAUAUAUUGGGUAUAUUGCAAUAGUUUUAGACUUGAAAGUAUUCUGUAUUCCAUCCCCGAUCUCUCAGUGCAAGCUAUAAAAAUGGCUCCAAAAAUAAGAGUGCCCGCUGACUUUGGGAGAGAGCACAUCAACUCAGAAGUACAUGGAAAUCUUAUACUGAAACUGAAAGAUGGUCGACAAAUAAGAACCAAUUCUAUGAUUAUGUCUAUGAAUAGUCCUGUUAUAGACAACCUUACUACUAACAUG
Molecule: messenger RNA, 1721 nt
Organism: Bolinopsis microptera
Lineage: Eukaryota; Metazoa; Ctenophora; Tentaculata; Lobata; Bolinopsidae
Exons: 1
Coding region: 96-1214 (372 amino acids)
Biological process (GO): mitotic cell cycle; microtubule cytoskeleton organization
Cellular component (GO): microtubule; cytoplasm
Molecular function (GO): GTP binding; structural constituent of cytoskeleton
Source: RefSeq, a predicted model, not a curated record